Molecule: messenger RNA, 2078 nt
Organism: Cyprinus carpio (common carp)
Lineage: Eukaryota; Metazoa; Chordata; Actinopteri; Cypriniformes; Cyprinidae
Product: sorting and assembly machinery component 50 homolog B
Exons: 14
Biological process (GO): mitochondrial respiratory chain complex assembly; protein insertion into mitochondrial outer membrane
Cellular component (GO): SAM complex; outer membrane
Source: RefSeq, a predicted model, not a curated record
AAACCCAAGCAUUGUCAAAACCUGGGCGUCAACCCAGAUGAUUUGGAAGUGAUGGAGGCGGUGCAAGAAACUAAACAAGAGGUUUUAGAAAACAAAGAUGUUGUUGUACAGCAUGUCAACAUUGAAGGGAUGGGCAGAACUAAAGAGGAUUACUUGGGCUAUGAAAUCUCUGAUGUCUUCGCUGCCAGGAACCUGGUUGAAGUGAUGAGAAAAUCCCAUGAGGCCAGACAGAGGUUGCUCCGUCUAGGCAUAUUCAAAGAAGUGGAGGUAGUGAUUGAUGUUUCAGAAGGAGCAGAUGCUCUGCCAAAUGGACUUGAUGUUACGUUUGAGGUGACCGAGCUUAAACGACUUACAGGCAGUUAUAAUACCAUGGUUGGAAACAAUGAAGGCAGUAUGGUCUUGGGCAUUAAACUUCCGAACAUGUUUGGCCGAGGAGAGAAGCUCACCUUUCAGUUUUCUUAUGGAACUAAGGAGACGUCAUAUGGCCUUUCCUUCUUCAAACCACAGUCGGGAUAUUAUGAACGCAACUUCACUCUAAACCUGUACAAAGUCACUGGACAGUUCCCAUGGAGCUCUCUAAAAGAGACGGACAGGGGAAUGUAAUAUGUCUUGCAGUUCCCUCUGUGGAUGACGGAUCACACUCUGAAAUGGGAGGGCGUGUGGCGUGAGCUGGGAUGUCUGGCCCGCAGCGCCUCCUUUGCUGUGAGAGAGGAGAGCGGCCACACUCUUAAAUCCGCCCUUUCUCACACCAUGGUAAUAGACACCAGGAACUCUGCCAUCUUGCCCCGAAGAGGUGCCUUACUGCGGAUCAACCAGGAGCUGGCAGGAUACACCGGCGGAGACGCCAGCUUUCUCAAAGAGGACGUUGAGCUGCAGCUUAACAGACCAUUUAUCUGGGGAUCAGUGAGUAGUCUUGCUCAACUUUAAGGGAAGAUAUAACCUAUCCUCUUCUCACCCUACCCUACCUCCAUUGCUGACAGGUUCUACCUGGGCGGCCCAACCAGUGUGAGAGGUUUCAGCAUGUACAGUAUUGGCCCUCAGAGUGAAGGUGAUUAUCUGGGUGGGGAAGCGUAUUGGGCUGGUGGGCUUCAUCUCUACACACCCCUCCCCUUCCGCUCAAACAAGGGCGGCCUGGCUGACCUCUUCAGAACACACUUCUUCCUUAAUGCUGGAAACCUUUGCAAUCUCAACUACGGAGAGGGACCAUAUGCACAUCUGCAGAAGCUAGCAGAGUGUAUCCGCUGGUCUUACGGUGCAGGAAUAAUUCUACGACUGGGAAACAUUGCUAGGCUUGAACUCAAUUACUGCUUUCCAAUGGGUGUUCAAAGCGGAGACAGGAUAUGUGACGGUGUGCAGUUUGGAGCAGGCAUCCGUUUCCUGUGAUCUCCUAAACUGCCGUCCUACUGUUAAAGCAGGGAUUUGCGGGAUAGCGAUUUGGGGAUUUUGAACUGAGGGAUCCCUCCUGCAUGCAGAGGAUGCACUUUGUUUUUGUACCUGUAAGACAAAAAAUACGUGGUUUUCCUGCAUACCUCUCUCUCACUGUUUGAAUAAGAGUCCAGGAUUUAGUGAAUGGAAAAUGAAACCUUUUCCAGGUGCUAAAAUAAUUAGGCUAUUACAGUUGUUUCCAAUGAGGAGAGCUUUAGAGAAUAUUCAUGGUAAGGCUGUUAAACCAGAGAUUUAAUUUAAAUCCACACCACUCUUAAUAUAUGCUCUGUCUAUGUUUUAAGCAGUCCCUGCUACUCCAAUGAAACACUGAAUUAUAAGAAUGAAGAAUUGAUUAUUUAAUGAUGCAUUUAUCCUGUAGCCAUUUGACUUGAACAAAGCACAUUUUCUCCUUUUAAAUCUGAUUGUUUAAUGUUUCAGUCAGUUGUCUCCUCUAAUGCCAAACUAGAUAAACUAAUUGAUUCAACCUGACCUCACUGAAUGAGCAGUGAGUCGAGUUUCUUCCAGCCAUAAGUCCCCUUUGUGAGAUCCACCAGCAGUGCUUUAUUAUUAGGACAGUUUUUAUUAUUGUCUGAAUGUCUGACCUUUAAGGAUAUCUUUAUUGUGCACAAAAAAUAAACAUUUUGGUUCCCUGA